Symbiodinium necroappetens is the source of this 351-nucleotide messenger RNA. Lineage: Eukaryota; Dinophyceae; Suessiales; Symbiodiniaceae. The record is from the annotation of a GenBank genome assembly.
AUGCAGAGCUUCCACACAUUGAAUUUCUUUCAUCAGCAGGGCCAAUGGGCAUCACUUCGCGACAUGGCGAGAACCUGCUGGCAGUCCUACUUGCUCAUUCUCAAGUUCUUCAUGGCGCCGUUUUUCGAGGCUCGUUUCCUGGACACCUGGCUAACCUCGCAGGUCGACUUCGAUACCUGGGCCGUCUUCGUGCCAGGGACGGGCAAGCUUAAGAUAUCUUCCUUCACAUAUCAGGUAUGUCCAUUACAUUCCAUUCCCCAGCUACCCUUUCCGCUGAACAUGCAUUGUUCCUUUUGCUCAUGUACAUGCUACGCAUGUACACAUGUAUCUCCGGGACGUACGCGCAUGUGA